This is a messenger RNA of Closterium sp. NIES-67, 1451 nucleotides long. The record is from the annotation of a GenBank genome assembly. Lineage: Eukaryota; Viridiplantae; Streptophyta; Zygnematophyceae; Desmidiales; Closteriaceae.
UGCCUAUGGGCUUUCUUCUCUCGCUCAGCCUCCUCAUCUCCUGUUUCUUUCCCCCUACACCAUAUCCCCUCACCUUCUCCUUUGUCUCCUACCCCUCUUUCUCUCUCACCCAUUCGCACAGCGGGCGGCAGGGCAGCCGAUAACGGGCAGCACGGAGGAGGAGAAGUUCUCAUACGUGGUGCUCAGGCGAGGCGUGAGGCCCGAGGUGGUGGCGCCGCUGCAGCAGAUACGCACUUCCGGCGCGAGGAGAAGGAACAGGGAGGAGAGGGAGGAGGCUGAGAAGGAGGCCAAGCGGCUGGCAAAGAAGCAAGCCAAGUGGGGGCCGACGGUGCGCCUGAUACCCCUGGAGGAGGAGCCGGUGAGCGCAGAGGCAGGAGGACAGCAGCGAGGGGGGCACCAAGAUGGAGAGGAGGCAGCUGAGGGAGAGGAGGGGACGGCGGCGGAGGAGGAGGAGGAGGAGGAGGAGGAGGAGGAGGAGGAGGAGGAGGAGGAGGAGGAGGAGGAGGAGGAGGAGGAGGAGGAGGAAGAGGAGUGGGGAGAUGAGGAUGAGGAAGAAGAGGAUGACGUUCGACCAAAGCACACUCCUGUCGCCUCUGCUAGCGAUGGGGGUAGGUGGGUGGAGGCAGUACAGGUGAUGAAACCGCCGGUGACAGCAGCAUUGAUGACCUGGAAGACGAUUCCGUGGACCCCUCACUAGCCACUGACAACCCGCCACGUGGCGAUCGGUUUGCCAACCUGAGCCCCGAGUGGAGCAGAGUGAUCCGUGAGCCGAGGCGGCGGGGGCAGCAUGUGAUAGUGGACGUUUGCGCAGCCGUGGACGGCAGGGGCGCAGGGGCGAGCUGCAGCGGCUGCUCUUCUCCAAGGCUGCUGGGCGCGUGGAGUACCGGUUUGCGAGGAAGGUGAAGUGGGGAGAUCUGUGGCCCAGCUCAGGGGAGGAGGAGGAGGGGAAGAGGGAAGCCAAGGGUGCAAGUUCAAACAUACAGGGCUGAAUAGCGCUCUUUCAGUGUACCCUUGUCAUUAUGGUUGGGAAUAGACUUGGUUGGGUGUAUCACGUACAAAUUGAAUUCACAACCUUGAUCCAUUGACCGCACGUAGCGUACAAUGAUCUACCUGAUCUAUUCCAGGGGAAUCCGCCUCAUGGUUUCGGAAUAUCAAGAUUUGUGUAAUACUCGCUUUACAUAUUCCAUUGCAAUGGGCUAGCCGCUCAGCAGCACGCUUCGGGAACCGAGCCUCACCGAUUGGUUUUCCGGUCCUUAUUCAAAUCGUGUGUCCUCAUGUACACGUCACUAGGUUUUGAGUGGAUCCGAGUUAUUUUAGUCCCCCCGGAUGUUUUCUGGCCAUUCAAUCAGCCUACGUGGACCAGGAUAUAGGUAGCAGGAGGAUACUUUUGAUUGCGGAUGUGAUUUUUGUUUCAAAGCUGUCCAAUCAGAAAGCGGGUUUUCGUUUAGCCA